AUGGAUUAUUACUCCAAUUACUUUGAGAUUGAUCACUUGUAUGAGGAAACUGCAUCUGAAAUCAUCAAGAGAACCAAACGUCAUUUCUCAGUACACGGUAUACCAGAUCAGUACUACAGUGAUAAUAUACCAUACAACUCUAAAGAAUUUCGCGAUUUUGCCAAAGACUAUGAAUUUGAACUUAUUACCAGCUCCCCUGAAUAUCCACAAAGUAAUGGUAAAGUAGAGAAUGCCGUAAAAACAGCCAAAUUGUUAAUGAAGAAGUCAAAAGAUGCAGAAACGAAUACCUCGAACUACUUAAUUGGAGAAACACACCAAGUGAAGGAAUGGGAACAUCUCCUAUACAACGUUUAUGUGGUAGACACACAAAAUCACUGCUACCAACAGCUCGUCUACUGCUAA
Messenger RNA from Saccoglossus kowalevskii, 402 nucleotides. RefSeq lists its product as uncharacterized. Lineage: Eukaryota; Metazoa; Hemichordata; Enteropneusta; Harrimaniidae. The record is from RefSeq and is a predicted model, not a curated record.